AUGACAACGAACAAUGAUGUUAAUGAGAAUCUGUUAUGCGGUGGCGAAGAUAUAUCGGCACUUGUAGUUGAUUUGGGGUUCAGUACAUCUAAAAUAGGACAUAAUCAAGAAGACACACCAAGAAUAUUUUUGAAUAGUAUAUGUGGAGAGUGUAUAUUUGAAGAGGGCGUGAUGGGUAUAAACGGAGGUGCAAAUAAUGAUAAUGUUAUUUGUAGUAAUGGUAUUGGUAAUGCCCAUGGCAGCAAUAGUAGCAGUAGUAGUAGAAGUGGAAGAAGGGAAAGAAGCGAAAGGAGUGGUACAGUUGGCGUACCUGGCAUUGGUGGAAGAGGCCGCAGUAGAAAUAGAGGGAUAAAUGAUCUUAUGUUUCCCCUAAAUUUGUAUAACCGAAAAGAACAUGUACGAGUGAAACCCCUAUUUUGUCGAGACCAAUAUAAUAAUGUAAGUCUUAAUAGUGAUGUAUUUGAAAAAAUGUUAGAGUAUGCUAUUGAAGGGGUAGAAGUACAAAGAGUAUAUGAAUGUACAGAUGAAGUUAUAGAUUCUAUUAAAUUAGGUGGGUUAAAUUUAAAUUUUGAAGAACAUCCAAUGUUGUUAUCAGAAUCAAAUAUACAUCAUAAUAAAAUAAGAGAAGAAAUGACUGAAAUUUUGUUUGAAAAGUAUAACAUUCCAGCAUUAUAUUUUGCAAAAAAGGCAAAAUUGACAUCUUUCAGUUUAGGUAGAUCAAAUUCAUUAGUUAUUGAUAUAGGUUUUAGUUCAUUAGAUAUUAAUCCAGUAUAUGAAGGAUAUGUAUUACAAAAAAAUUCUUUAGAAUAUAACAUAGGUGGUAAUUAUUUUGAUAAAUUAAUCUAUGAAACAUUAAAAAAAGAUCAUAUCAAUAUUAUUCCCUAUUUCUGUACUAGUUAUAAUAAAUAUAAUAUGUCUUCUGACUUAUUUAAAAACAUUCAUAGUUCAUAUAGAGAAGAAGCCAUAUUAGAUAUCGUUCGUUAUAUGAAGGAAACUGUUUGUAGAAUUCGAGUAAACAAUGAUACAAACCUUGGUACCAGGGGCGCGAAUGCCACUGCUAAAAGCAGUGCUAUUGCUGCUAGUAGUACGAAUGUACAUAGUAGUACUAACACUGCUAACAUUAUUAAUAAUACUUCUCUCAAUGCUAACGCAUCUGACCUUAUCACGGCUGCGGGAAGUGCCAAUGCUUCUUCCAAUGGCAAUAUUGCAGAGGAGAAGGGAAAUGAGAAAACGCGGAAUUACGAUUUGAACGAUCCAUUAAAAGAAGAAUAUUUCGAACUACCUGAUGGAUGUAAAAUUAAUAUAGAUAAGUAUAAGUAUGACAUAGGUGAAUGUUUGUUUAAGAGUAUACCUUUAGAAAAUAAUUUUAAAGGAUUACCGCAGUCCAUAAUAAAUUGCAUUUUAUCGUCCGAUGUUGACAUAAGAAAAGAUUUGUUACAUUCGAUAAUAGUAACAGGAGGUUCUUCUUCUUUCCCUGGAUUGAUAGAACGUUUAUAUAACUCAUUAAAAGAGAAAGAAUGUUUUACUCAAUCCAUUAAAUUAAAAAUUUUAAAUAUGACUUCAUAUGUAGAAAAUAAAUAUUCAUCAUGGUUAGGUGGCUCUAUAUUAGCAAGCCUGGGAACGUUCCAACAGUUGUGGGUAUCAAAGAGGGAAUACCUCGAUUCGGGGCACAAGCUUAUUUUUGAUAGGUGCUUCUGA
This is a messenger RNA of Plasmodium malariae, 1698 nucleotides long. It is a transcript of the gene ARP4a, whose product is annotated as actin-related protein, putative. Gene Ontology annotation, biological process: regulation of transcription by RNA polymerase II. Bases 1 to 1698 code for a protein of 565 amino acids. NCBI's taxonomy places the organism in Eukaryota, Apicomplexa, Aconoidasida, Haemosporida, Plasmodiidae. Gene Ontology annotation, cellular component: SWI/SNF complex; NuA4 histone acetyltransferase complex. The record is from RefSeq and is a predicted model, not a curated record. The transcript has a single exon. Gene Ontology annotation, molecular function: chromatin binding.